Molecule: messenger RNA, 2796 nt
Organism: Sphaerodactylus townsendi
Lineage: Eukaryota; Metazoa; Chordata; Lepidosauria; Squamata; Sphaerodactylidae
Gene: HOXD11
Product: homeobox D11
Exons: 3
Coding region: 1356-2258 (300 amino acids)
Biological process (GO): regulation of transcription by RNA polymerase II; anatomical structure development
Cellular component (GO): nucleus
Molecular function (GO): RNA polymerase II cis-regulatory region sequence-specific DNA binding; DNA-binding transcription factor activity, RNA polymerase II-specific
Source: RefSeq, a predicted model, not a curated record
AUAAUGCACUUCCAAUUCACUUUGAAGCUGGAUUUUGUUGUGCUGCAUAGCAAAAUCCACUUUCAAACAAUUGUGCAAGUGGAUUGAAUGUGCAUUAUUCUGCAAGUGCGGAAGGAGCCACGGUCUCUAGCGGCUUGAGCCUCUCCGCAAGCUCAGGUUUCCCAAACCAAACCCACUGGAGUUUAGGAUAUUGGCAAAAGUAUUUUCCUUUAACGGAAGGGAGGGGGGGAAAUCCAGGAAGAAAGGAAGAAGGUUGUCAGUCUCUCUCUCUCUCUCUCUCUGUCUCUCCCCCCCCCCUCCAUUUUGCCAUUUUAUCCCUCCUCCCAGUCUGUGGUUCUGAGAAGUCGCGCGGCCGCCUCUUCCCGGCACCGCUUUUAAGCAGAUAUUUGCAUUUAUCAGUGGGGCCGAUUUGACCUGAGAGGCUGCUGGGAUGGCAGGUAAAUCGCGUGGAUCUCCCUCGGAACGAGCGGCCCCACUUCUUUGUCUGUGGGGGUGUGGAGGGCUCUCUUUAAAACUGCCGGUUGAGACCCUUUAGAGAGAGAGAGCUGGGCAGCAACUAAAAAAUAAAAACCAUUUAUUUUAGGAAGAGCAGCCCCUUCCCAUUUCCUCUCCUGAGAGAGAGAGAGAGAGAGAGAGAGAGAGAGGACGUUCCCUGAGGGCAAAGUCACCCGCAGCCUCCGCUGCCACCCAGACAGGUGACUCUUCAGUAAAGGAUUUGGGUCCAAAUCUGUCUCGAUGGCUUGGCCGGGCGCCCCACAGGGUUGGACGCAUUUUCUGCUCCUUCUAAGUGAGCGAUCGACCUCCCGCCUGUAUUUCCAAUUGCUCCAACAAAUCUCCCUCCUGCAGCCCCGGGGUGUGUGUGUGUGUGUGUGUGUGUGUGUGUGUGUGUGUGUGUGUGUGUGUGUGUGUGUGUGUGUGUGUGUGUGUGUGUGUGUGUGGGGUGGGGGGGAGAGCAGAGCAGAGAAGAGAAGAGGAUCGCUGGCACCGGUCCCGCUCUUGCAAACGCGCGGCUGCCGAUGCGCGGGGGAGCUGGGCGCGCUCUUGGAGAGCCCCUCCGGCGAGGCAGGCAGGCGGGGGGCCGAUAUAGAUAUCAGGGCAUUUCUCCGUCGCCCUCCGUCACGUGACACGAUUACCGACCCGGAAUCCAUCAAGAUGGAUCGCGCGUCAGCUGGCGGUGGGCUUUUUCCCCCCUCGGCCGCCGCCGCGGCUGCCCACAGCCUGGCGCGCGGAUAGAUGGGGCUCCUCCUCGGGCGCCCCGGCGCUCGCCUCCUCCUCCUCCGCUGCCGCCGCCGCUCCUGCCUGCCGGUCCCGGCCCCGCUGGCCCCGGGGAGGCGGCGGCAGCUCCGCCAGCAGCCAUGAGCGACUUCGACGACUGCGGCAGCCGCGGCUCCUCGGGCAUGUAUCUGCCGGGCUGCACCGCCGCCGCCUACUACGUGUCCCCCUCGGACUUCUCCGGCAAGGCGCCCUUCCUGCCGCAGCCGCCCUCCUGCCAAGUGGCCUUCCCUUACGCCUCCAACCUGCCGGCCCAUGUGCCGCCGCCGGUGCGCGACGUGGCGGCAGCCUUCCGGGACUACGGCGGCGGCGGCGGGGCGGGCGGCGGUGGGGCCGGCAAGUGGCCCUACCGGGGCCCCUACGCGCCCUACUACGAGGAGGCGAUGCACGCCAGGGACUUCCUGCCGCCCGCCGCCCGCCGCUCCGACGUGCUCUUCAAGGGCGAGCCGGUGUGCGGGGCCCACCAUGGGGCCGCCGCCGCUGCCGCCGCCGCUGCCGCCGCCGCCUCUAGCUUCUACGGGGCGGUGGGCAGGAACGGGAUCCUCCCGCAGGGCUUCGACCAGUUCUUCGAGGCGGCGCACGCCACGGGCCCGGGCCCGGAGCAGUCGGGCUCGGAGGGGGACCUCAAGCCCCCCGGGGGCGCCUGUGGCAAAGCCUCGCCCCUCCCCAGCCUGGAGAAGAAAGUGGCCGGCCAGGGCAGCGCCGAGGACCCCGCCGGAGAGGCCGGGACGGAGAAGAGCAGCGGCUCAGCGAUCCCCCAGCGAUCCCGGAAAAAGAGAUGUCCUUACACCAAGUAUCAAAUCCGAGAACUCGAACGGGAGUUUUUCUUCAACGUGUACAUUAACAAAGAGAAAAGACUCCAGUUGUCCAGGAUGCUGAAUCUUACGGAUCGACAAGUUAAAAUAUGGUUCCAAAAUCGGAGGAUGAAAGAAAAGAAACUGAACAGAGACAGACUUCAGUAUUUCACUGGGAACCCCUUGUUUUGAGGAGAAGGCGCUGGGGCGGGCGGGAGAGAUUCCUCCUCCGCUGUCCAGCCUGCCCCAUGAGUUGGAAAAUCAAGAGGUUUACAUGACAGCCACCCUGCGGACCUAACAAGUUCCAUUUUUCACGUUCAGCAACACGGAUGCUUCCAAACACUCCUCCUCUGCUGCUGAUGGACUUGGAGGAGCCUAAGGGUAAAUCCAAAAAGUCAAUUUUCUUGAUUUUUUUUUAAAAAACCACUGGUUAUGUUCAUUACUCCCCCCUCCCUUUUUCCUGGUUCAAACCAUCGCACCUCAAAUGUAUAUGCUAGUUGUUUUUUAUAUAUAUAUAUAAAAAGAAGCGGGUUAAACAUAUGAACUGUCUCUCCCUGGUUCCUGUUGCUCCAAUUUUUAGGAAUACCCGCUCUGCCAGGUUUGUUGAAAAAGGUGGUCGUGUAUGUGCGAUGUGUAUCUAUACCCCUGUAUAGAUAUCUCUCUGUGUCUGUUGGCAUAUCAAAGCAUGGGACACUGUCUUGUUGGUGUGAAUAAACGGUUGCUAGAAAAA